AUGGCAUCUAUAGAUAACAGGACACAUGUGAAAGAGUUCAUCCUUUUGGGAUUAACAGAUGCCCCAGAGCUUCAGGUGCCCCUCUUUAUCCUGUUCACCCUCAUCUACCUCAUCACCAUGGUGGGGAACCUGGGCAUGAUAGCCUUGAUCUCCCAGGACUCCCAUCUCCACACUCCCAUGUAUUUUUUCCUUAGUAACCUCUCUCUGGUGGAUUUUGCUUACUCCUCAGUUAUUACACCCAAGGUCAUGGCUGGGUUUCUCACAGGGAAUAAGGCCAUCUCUUACAAUGGAUGUGCUACACAAAUGUUCUUUUUUAUAGCCUUUGCAACCACUGAAAAUUAUCUCCUGGCUGUUAUGGCCUAUGAUCGCCAGGCAGCUGUCUGUAGGCCCCUCCAUUACACUACCACCAUGACAUCAAGUGUGUGUGCCAGUCUGGCCAUUGGUUCCUAUGUCUGUGGCUUUCUGGAUUCUGCUAUCCACACAUUUUUCACCUUUAGCCUGUCCUUUUGUAGUUCCAAUGUGAUCCAUCACUUCUUCUGUGAUAUUCCUGUCCUCCUGGCUCUCUCCUGCUCUGAUACCCACACCACUCAAUGGCUGGUCUUUUUACUAGGGGGAUUCAGUGGCUUUUGUGCCAUCCUAGUCAUCUUGAAGUCCUACCUGUUCAUCUUUAGAACCAUCCUGAGGAUCCACUCUGCUGAGGGUAGGCAGAAAGCAUUCUCUACCUGUGCCUCCCACCUGUCAACAGUCUGCCUAUUGUAUGGGACAGUCAGUUUCAUUUACUUCAAACCCAGUUCCAGUCAUUCCAUGGACACAGACAAAGUGGUGUCAGUGUUCUACACCAUGGCCAUUCCCAUGCUCAACCCUCUGGUCUAUAGCUUGAGAAACAAAGAUGUCAAGAGUGCUUUCAGGAAAGCUACCUGGGGGGUGGGGGAGCAAUGA
This is a messenger RNA of Trichosurus vulpecula (common brushtail), 939 nucleotides long. Its product is annotated as olfactory receptor 5B2-like. The record is from RefSeq and is a predicted model, not a curated record. The transcript has a single exon. Bases 1 to 939 code for a protein of 312 amino acids. Gene Ontology annotation, cellular component: membrane. Gene Ontology annotation, molecular function: odorant binding; G protein-coupled receptor activity; olfactory receptor activity. Gene Ontology annotation, biological process: sensory perception of smell; G protein-coupled receptor signaling pathway. NCBI's taxonomy places the organism in Eukaryota, Metazoa, Chordata, Mammalia, Diprotodontia, Phalangeridae.